GUCGUGUGGUUCACGGCACUCUUCCCCUACGCCGUGCUCGCCAUCCUCCUCGUGCGCGGCGUCACGCUGCCGGGCUCCGCGGAGGGCAUCAAGUAUUAUCUCAACCCCAAUUUCUCCGCCAUCACCAAGGCGGAGGUGAGGGUCGUGUGGUUCACGGCGCUCUUCCCCUACGCCGUGCUCGCCAUCCUCCUCGUUCGCGGCGUCACCCUGCCGGGCUCCGCCGAGGGCAUCAAGUAUUACCUCAACCCCAAUUUCUCCGCCAUCACCAAGGCGGAGUUUAUCAUCGUAUACGGGUUGGUGGGCUACGAGCCCCUCACCUACGAGAACUACAUCUACCCCGGCUGGGCCAACGUCCUUGGCUGGCUUAUCGCGGGCUCGAGCGUGGCCUGCAUCCCCGGCGUCGCGGCCUUCAAGAUUCUCACCACCCCUGGGACCUUCUGGCAGUUUAUCAUCGUGUACGGGUUGGUGGGCUACGAGCCCCUCACCUAUGAGAACUACAUCUACCCCGGCUGGGCCAACGUCCUGGGCUGGCUCAUCGCGGGCUCGAGCGUGGCCUGCAUCCCCGGCGUAGCAGCCUUCAAGAUUCUCACCACCCCCGGGACCUUCUGGCAG
This is a messenger RNA of Frankliniella occidentalis (western flower thrips), 612 nucleotides long. Its product is annotated as sodium-dependent dopamine transporter-like. Gene Ontology annotation, cellular component: neuronal cell body membrane; presynaptic membrane; neuron projection. Gene Ontology annotation, molecular function: dopamine:sodium symporter activity. Gene Ontology annotation, biological process: sodium ion transmembrane transport; dopamine uptake involved in synaptic transmission. NCBI's taxonomy places the organism in Eukaryota, Metazoa, Arthropoda, Insecta, Thysanoptera, Thripidae. The annotation marks the transcript as partial. The transcript is spliced from 4 exons. The record is from RefSeq and is a predicted model, not a curated record.